Molecule: messenger RNA, 3202 nt
Organism: Aplysia californica (California sea hare)
Lineage: Eukaryota; Metazoa; Mollusca; Gastropoda; Aplysiida; Aplysiidae
Product: gelsolin-like protein 2
Exons: 14
Coding region: 288-1385 (365 amino acids)
Molecular function (GO): actin filament binding
Source: RefSeq, a predicted model, not a curated record
GCACUGAUAUCUGAACAAAUUUUGAGAGUCUUGGCAAAGAUAUCUUCCGUCUGCAGGGACGAUCUUUUCCGAUGAUUUCUCUUGUAAUCGAUAUCAACUGCAGACACAACCCGGAAGUGAAGACACUUUCUCCUUCUGUUAUAAACAGCAGCACUUCUUACUUUACGUGCCGGCCGAAGAGGAAGUGAAAUCAGACCAGGUAAAAAUACUUACCACUAGAAAACUCACAGCCUCCACAGUUUUCGUCAGAAAUUCCCUUGUGAAGUUCAUCGCAGUCAUUUGGAAUAAUGUCUGGUCUUGUUAAAGCUAAGAAGUAUGACUGGAAGGACAGCAACUUGGCCCUUUUUGGCUCUGACACAGAGAAAGAAGUGAAGAAGGAGUCUGCUGAGCAGGAGCCAGCCUGGCAGGGUGCUGGAGCUGAGCCUGGCCUGAAAAUCUGGCGCAUUGUGGACUUUAAAGUUACAGAAUGGCCCGAGGAUGACUAUGGUGAAUUCUACAAUGGAGAUUCCUACAUCAUUUUGAACACAUACAAGGAUGAGGAAACUGAGAACUUGCUCCAUGAUGUCCACUUCUGGAUUGGCAAGAACAGCUCACAGGAUGAAUAUGGUACUGCUGCCUACAAGACUGUGGAAUUGGAUACCUUCCUUGAUGAUGUUCCAAUUCAACAUCGCGAAGUUCAAGGUCACGAAAGUGCUCUCUUCCGCUCUUACUUUGAAGAUGGCAUCACCCUGAAGGAAGGUGGAGCUGCCUCUGGCUUCCGCCACGUGCCAGCAGAGGAAUACACAGCACGUCUGUUCCGUUAUGCCCGCGACAAACACAGCCACAUCGUUCUCACACAGCUGCCUAGAGCUGCAUCUUUGGUCACCGAGGGAGAUGUGUUCAUUCUUGACUGUGGCUUGAAGAUUUACCAGUACAACGGAGAUGAUUCAAGCCCAAUGGAAAGGUCAAAGGCCAUGCAGUACGUUUCCAAGCUCAAAUCUCAAAGAGGCGAGGCUGACUCAGAUGUCCUUGAUGGUAGCAGCACAUCGAAGUCUCACGAGUUCUGGGAGAAACUGGAUGAGGAGGAGGGAGAUUCUCUCAGUGAUGACGAGGAUGGCCCAGAGAGUCAAACGCUGCUCAAGGUGAACACUGAAACCAAAGACUCUGAGGUUGUGAAGGAAGGAGACCUUACCAAGGACGAUCUUGCUGCUGAUGAUGUGUUCAUCGUAGACAGCGGUGAUGUUGUGUUUGUCUGGGUGGGAGAAAAUGCCUCAUCUGCUGAAAAGAAGAAUGGAAUUCCUUAUGCUCACAAUUACCUGCGCGAGUCUGGCCAGCCAUGGCGACCCAUCACUGUUGUCAAGCAGGGACAGAAGUGCCCCCAGUUCGAGUCUGCCAUCGCUGCUUAAGCUGGAUUCUCCGUGCUUCAGAGCAACCGGGGCUCUUUUGUUUUAUCUUACUCGUUCUUAAUUCAACUGUUGACUGGACAUCAAACCACGCAACCUCACCAUCAUCCAGUCUUGUUGUUGUAUUGUCAUUUUGAACUUCUCACAAAUGAACCUGAUCACGUUGUUACGGCACAUGAAUUUUGUGCCACUUGACCGGUAAAGUAAAGGAAAUUUUUGAAGAAAGCGAUGACUCAGUCUUUUUUUACAGGACAUUGUUCUCACUCUGUCACACAGUGCUUCCUAUGUCUGUAUCAGCAAUAUUGUUAGAUCUUCCUUUGCAUUUUUGAAAGGAGACUAAAAUAUUUUGAAAUUGAUGAGUGCAGGAAGCGCUUAAUUGUAUGCUUUUGUUGCCUCACAAUAGACAACUCUGGCCUUGCAUUUCUCUACCACCUUUUUUUUCGUUAAAGAUUGACAGUCUGACAUUUUUCUUUUUUUACACCUGCUUUGCCUUAUAAAUACACAUUGUUGCCAAUUCAUUAGAGCCUUGCAUCACAAUGGUUGUGUUCAGUGUUGUUCGUCAUCACUUUCUGUUACUCUAUGCCUUAAAGAACACUUUUGAGCAAAAUAACCUGGUGCACAAGAAUAUCUGUUUAUAAUAACAGGGUUACUUGUUCUUACCUAUUCCGGACUGUAGAAAUCACUAUUUUGACACAAAAUAUAAUUUUCUAUCAAAUGUGGAAUAACCAUGAUAUUCUUCAUUUUCUUCAGCUCUUUCGUCCUAAAGUUUUGAUUCUGUUUUCAAAAAUAUGAAAAAAUUUGUUGAACCUGAGCAUAUUUUACAAAAGAAGAAAUCUAAUUUAACAAAACUUAAUGCUCAAGUAUCACAUUAUAAUCUAUUGCCUUGACUGAAUCUGAAAUUGUGCUUUGUUUGUUGUAUCCAUCAUCUACGCAAUUACUGUUUAUAAUUUAGUUAUUGUUUACACUUUUCAUUUUGACAUUUGUACAUUUAGCUAUAUUUAUGUACACUUUUUAUAAUACAGUUUAUAUCUGUUAUGUACUAAAUUGAUAUCAGCAAAUUUUAAAACUGAAAGACUAUCAAUUUUACUUAUAGGGUCAUUUUUUAUUUUUUUUUGGGUAAAGAUGUGGUCUCGAUGAAAAAGCUGAUAUUUUUUGGUUUUCUCAUCAGCACCUCUUUCGUUAAGUUAAAAAUAGCAAUAACAAUCUGUGAUUUGCUAAUCUUGGCAAUGUGGAAAGUCUCAUAUUAUUAUAGCAGUUAAAAGUCUCUUCUUGUAAUCUUUUUUUUUUGUCCAGAUUUUUUGUUACUUGUUGAUGCCUGUCGUCUUGGACCAACAUAACGAUAUACUUUGAGAAAUCACUAAUUUUUGGAAUUAAAUACAUUUCAGAACAUUAGUAUUUUUUAAUUUCUCUAGUAAGUAGAUUUAGAGUAGAAGAAGCUUUGGGAAAAAUAGCAUUGGUAAAUUGUUUACUCCUUCAACUUAAAUGAACUAAAACAUUAGUCAUUUGAAGUUUAGCAAAAUAAGGGCAUCAAGGGAUGUUUGUUGUACUUACUUAAUUUUCUUAAGCAAUAAAAUAUCUCACAGACUCGUUUGUUCUGCCAUUUUGACAAACAGUUCUGUGAUGGGAAUGUUGCACAAAAAUAAGCAAUAACACAAAUUUUAUAAUAGAUUCCACCAUGAAAAACAUCAAAGUAUUAUUUUAUUAUAACUAAGAACUUUGAACUCCAUAGCCUACUAGUCGUAGUCUCAUGUUGUCUUUCAGUGGGAAAUUUCACUGGUGCUUAUACUCAAUAAAUAAAUAAAGCAUAUUUUUCAAUGCUA